This is a messenger RNA of Nothobranchius furzeri (turquoise killifish), 3202 nucleotides long. It is a transcript of the gene mxd4, whose product is annotated as MAX dimerization protein 4. Gene Ontology annotation, biological process: regulation of transcription by RNA polymerase II. NCBI's taxonomy places the organism in Eukaryota, Metazoa, Chordata, Actinopteri, Cyprinodontiformes, Nothobranchiidae. Gene Ontology annotation, molecular function: protein dimerization activity; DNA-binding transcription factor activity, RNA polymerase II-specific; RNA polymerase II cis-regulatory region sequence-specific DNA binding. The record is from RefSeq and is a predicted model, not a curated record.
ACUUCCUGAGUUCAGGAGCUUUAUUGUAGUUUGGAGUCGCUAAGACUCAGAAGUGAACGUAGCAGCGCACAUACAUCGCUCUGAAACAGUUUAUUUUUUACAUUUUCAUUCCAUUAUCCUAUGAAUUGUUUAUUUGUGUAAAUAGAUUUUUCUAUUUUUAUGACGAGACAUCAAAGAAGAUGGAACUUAAUUCUCUUUUAAUUCUGCUGGAGGCUGCAGAGUAUUUGGAGAGACGAGACAGAGAGGCAGAGCACGGCUAUGCGUCGGUUUUACCCUACAGCAACGACUAUUCCCGAAAGAAAACAAAACCUACGACAAUUUCCAGAAAAUCUCCGAACAACAGGUCAUCGCACAACGAACUGGAGAAACACAGACGUGCCAAACUACGGCUCUACUUGGAGCAGUUGAAGAAGCUGGUGCCUCUGGGUCCAGACAGCACGAGACACACCACCUUGAGCUUGCUGAAGCGGGCCAAAAUGCACAUUAAGAAGCUGGAAGAGCAGGACAGGAAGGCUUUAAAUGUGAAGGAGCAGCUUCAGAGAGAGCACCGCUACCUCAAACGCCGCCUUGAGCAGCUCUCCGUGUCGGGAUCCAUGGAGCGCAUCCGCACCGACAGCAUGGGCUCCACCAUUUCCACCGACUCGGAGCAAGAGGUGGACAUCGAGGGCAUGGAGUUCACUCCUGGCGAGGUGGACAGCAUAGACAGCAUCAGCGACGGCGAGGAGGACCACUACAGCCUCCAGAGCAGCUCCAGCGACACCAGCUACACGGCCACACAUUCCCACAGACUGCAGCUGCAACACUGUUAGGCACCACUGGUCCACCCCCGCCACCACCACCACCACCACCACCACCACCCUUUCCUGUCCUUGCUCUCCUACAUUUUCAGUUGCCAACACCUUCUACCCAUUCCUGGAACCCUCCCCCUAAUGUUGCUGAAGGCUCAAAGACCACAGAAACAGAGUUAGUCGGUUUCAUCUGAUGUUUCUCAAGGGAGGUGAAGAGCUUUGACCUGUUAAUCGGUGAUUUGUGUGUGUGUGUGUGUGUGUGUGUGUGUGUGUGUGUGUGUGGUGUGUGUGGCUCAGACAGGGUUUGCACUAAGUUUGGGAUUUAAAAGGAAACAACAAAUAGCACUUGUUUUGUAGAGCAAUACAUGCAACACCAGAACCUCAAAAACUUAAUUUUUUCCAUUUAGUGCCUACAUUUUUUUACCUAGAUGCUCAGAAGUCACUGCUGCGGAUCAGCUGGACAUUUCACUGUCAACAGCCUAGAUUUAGAAGGAUUUACUUUGUCGGGUAAAUGAGAAGAGAGAUUAUGUUUAAACCUACACACACCUGUAACGUUUCUUACAAUUUACGACCAUAAAUUGCAGCUUACGGACCGUAUUUGGAUCGGACGUGUAGUUCCAGUUAGACAAGCAGGUCCUAACCUUUUGGUGUGAUUGUUCACUCAGGCUGGGUCCGGUUCCUACCAUUGACGCCAUCUUAAGCGCCCCCGAGGCAGGGCUCCUAUUGAACUCUGGCUAGAACGGUUUUCGGUUUGGGACCGGGGCGUUGUGAAAAGCGGCGGAGCUGCAGCAGAGCAGAAUAAACGUGUAAAUAGAUGUACAGUACCUGUCCCAGACCCUCGUCUCCCUCUGGUUGGGCUGCCUAACCACUACCCCCGCACUACUGACCACUACACUAUACCACCCAGCGGCGUGGACGGAUGGACGGACUACUACGUCGGAGAAACGAAGGAGCUGUCUCACAGCUAGAAAUCUCGUGUUUUCUUCUCAGUAGCUAAUCGAUGUAGCAAUAAAAGUACGAGAGGCUUCCUCUGAGGAUCGAGUCCACCCGGGCGGACCGAGAGGUGUUAGCGAGAGACUUUGUUUUUACGCUCGACGAGCCGACCUGCAAUUCACUAAUUGUUCCGUCUGCCCCCCCACCCCCCACCCCCACCCCACCCACCCAAAAUAUGACACCUCUCUGCAGCUCUGUCACUUUUCUGUUGGUUUGCUUCUCUGAUUAACAGGUCAAAGCUGGAAAUGUGGGCUUAAAGAAACAAAAAGUGUUCAGCUUAGCCGAAUAACGGUGGAUCCACGUGAAUUUUACUCCUCUGUUACUUUCUCCCCCUCUGCUUCGGGUUCUGCUGAAAAUCUGCACAACUGAAAGGUUUUUCCUCCUCACCCGACUAAACGUCUGCACAGUAGUCACUAUCGACGGACGAGGCGCUCGCGUUGCUCUCUGAUCACUUAUUAAUAACAUUAAUGAUAAUAAUCAGUAUCCCGCCAGUCUCUUGCAGUCUUUAGCGCUUUUAGCACUUUAAUAAAACGACACAAAACGCGGCCUGUCCACUGAGGCAGGUCUGACCAAAAAAAUUUAAAAAAAGUCAAAAAUCGUGCAAACAAAAGAAGCUCCUCGUCACCUGAAGUGGCACCAGCUCUAGUGUAGUCUAUAUUUCUUGUAUUGGAUUUUGUAUUAUAUUUUCCUAAAUGUCCUCUUAUUCUAUAAAAAGAAAAAAAACAGUGAGUAUAUCGAUCUAUAUCUAUAUAUGUACAUGAGAGACGGACAGACAGGAGGCCAGGCUUGUUGAAGGGAGAGUGGGGGCGGGGGAGCUCCUACACUGACCCCUCUCUCAUGGGCGACUCUCCUGCUGUCAUUCUGUGCCUUGAUGAGCCUCCUCCCUUCUCCUCACCCCUACUCAGGUCACGCUCCCCUCCUCGCACCCCUCCUUCAUUUUGUUUCCCUGCGGCGGUCAUUUCAGCCCAAAACGCAAAACACUUCAACGAGAACGUGGUGUGUGACCAGAAGACCAGAACCCGCCCUUGUCUGCCGGUGCCACCUCCCCCAUCACCCCCCCCCCCCCCCUGUCAUGGCAAAACUAAAACACACUGGUAAAACUCCCAUGGCAGCUUCCAGGCACACCCCCCUCCCUCUCCUGAACAGCCACCAGUGGGACGGGGUUUUGAUCGUCUGGGCUUGAAGCGUGUUAACCUCUUUUUUGUUUUAUUUUUAUUUUGUGUGUGUGUUUGUUGAUUACAUGUGUUUGUUGAAUGGGAGCCACUGGGAGAGGAGCGAUUUAAAGAAUAAUAUCAAUGGCAGCUUAAGGUGAUAUCCUCCCUUCUCCCAGUGGUCCGUCCCAAAAAGACGAAAUAAAAAAGUGUUAGCCGCUGAUCAGGGGACCUCUUCACACAGCAAUAUUACCAUCCUGUGCUUUCUGA